Molecule: messenger RNA, 1830 nt
Organism: Entrophospora sp. SA101
Lineage: Eukaryota; Fungi; Glomeromycota; Glomeromycetes; Entrophosporales; Entrophosporaceae
Source: the annotation of a GenBank genome assembly
AUGUCUACCAUAACAAAAUCGAAUACUUCUUCAUUGUCUACGAAAACUUCUUCAAGGUCAAGUUUGUUAUUGCAAAACAAAUCCAAGACUUUGAAACCAAAUCCUACAACCAUCGCGAAACCAAAAACGAAAAUUAAAGCCAAACCUCCAAAUAUACCAAUAAAUUCACCAACUUUAGCACGUUAUUCCAAGAGUUUUCCAAAUUCAGGAAAGCAGCAACAGAAACGGUUAGAAGCUAAAGAACCAAAAUCAACCGUAAAAAAGUCUGUAAAAUCUGCAAAAUCGCCUUCAUUAACGGAUAAAUUUAAUAAUAAAACCAACAACAAUAAUAAAAUUAGCAAAUUAGAUGCAAUACCAACUCUAGAAGAAGACAAUCCAAUACAUGGAGAAAUAACAAGUAUAGUGUGCGAAAUAGAAAAUUUCCGUUCAAAACUUCAUGAACUUGGUAGAAUUCAAGAAUCUCAUCAUCAAUUUUCAAAACUUAACCCAAAAAGAUUGUCAGCUAUGUCGUUAAUUAGUAGCGGUAAUAUGGAAGAAGAAAAUAAUGUAAUGGUGCAAGCUGUCAAUAACCAACUUUCGGUUGUCCAGCAACACAUAUCAUCUUUAAUGGAUAAUCAUUCAAUGUUAGACGAUAAUUUAUUAUCAAUAAUAAUGACUUAUAAUGAAGAAGUUAAUACCGCAUUAAAAGAGGCAAUUCAAGAAGUUCCAAGACUUUAUUCUACUAGCAGUAACUCAGCUACAACAGCAACAAAUACAUCAACUUUAACUCCAACAAACAAUAAUUAUGAAAAUAUUUUUAGUUAUAUGGAUGAUGAAUCUGAAUUUAAGAGUAGUUUUGGCCAACAACAAUUGAUCGAAACACAAGCUAUGCAAAUACAAUUUUUAGAAAAUGCAAGUUUCAAUAACAUUUAUCAAUUACAAGCUGACGCGGAGAGUUGUCAAUGUUUAUUGUCAAUGCUCACCAAGUUCGACAAUAAUUGUGGUGACAAAUGUUGUGAAUUAAAUUUAAGUGCAGAGCAAUUAGAAUCAAGAAGUUUUCUAACGAAUAAUAAUUUACUUGAAGUUAAAAUUGAAGAAAUUAAAAAUUUAAUUAGAAAGUAUGAUUGCAAAACUGAAAUAGACUACGACGAUUAUAUUUAUUCAGACAAAUCUAAAGCAUUCCUAUCAAAUCUUUUACAAAGAGUUAUAAUAGAAACAAUUCUAGAACAUUCGGAAGUUUAUUUCAAUGGAUCAUUGGACAGAUGCAUAAAAUAUUCAAAAGAUCCAUUUAUUGAUUUGAUGGAUUCUCCUAGAUUAAGUAAAGAAACCUUUGACUUUGAUAACCUAGAUUCAAAGAAAACUUAUAAAACUAGAAUAAAUCCUGAAGUUUAUGCUGUAUUAGGAACAAAAAACUUUGAUGGAUUUGAUCAUCCAUUUAUAGAAUUUGUACUAGAAAAAUUAUUAAAAACUUUGAAAAAAUAUUGUAAAAUCAAAUGUUUAGACAACGAUAAUGGUCAAGGGAAAGAUAAUAAAAAUCCAAAGAAAAUAUUUAAUAAUAUUUUAAUAGAAAUAAUACAUAAAAUUAUUAAUCUAUUUUACUUUGGAAUGCAAGCUCAUGAUAAAAGCUUGCAAUUUAAAUGGCUAGAUAAUAAUUUAAAAUUUGAUAGAAAUUUAAUGAAAAUGGAAGAUGUUGGCGAAGAAAUAGAAAAAUUAUCUUUAGAUAUUUGUUCUUUUCCUUUAAUUGGUAUAGAUUUAUCUGAUAAAGAUGCUUGUAAAGUCAUUGUUAAAGCAAAAUUUUAUCCUUUAUUAGCGAAUAAAUUUAUACCUGGACAAUACCCUAAAAUCGAUUAA